Messenger RNA from Zerene cesonia (dogface butterfly), 460 nucleotides. It is a transcript of the gene RpL36, whose product is annotated as 60S ribosomal protein L36. The coding region runs from base 85 to 441 and encodes 118 amino acids. The record is from RefSeq and is a predicted model, not a curated record. NCBI's taxonomy places the organism in Eukaryota, Metazoa, Arthropoda, Insecta, Lepidoptera, Pieridae. Gene Ontology annotation, cellular component: cytosolic large ribosomal subunit; ribosome. Gene Ontology annotation, molecular function: structural constituent of ribosome. Gene Ontology annotation, biological process: cytoplasmic translation. The transcript has 4 exons.
CCAAAGACAAUUAACAUCAAGUUUGUCAAAUGUCAAGUGUCAGUUUCGAGUAUUUCUUUUCGUGAAAACUGUCAUUGAGUCAACAUGGCUCCGAGGUUCGAGAUCGCGGUAGGUCUUCGUAAAGGCCACAAAACAACAAAGAUUUCCGCAGGGAAAAAGGGUAUCACAGACAAAGCAAUCAGAAUCAGACCCGCCAGGCUUAAGGGCCUUCAAACCAAGCACUCCAAAUUUGUGAGGGAUUUGGUACGCGAAGUAGUCGGCCAUGCUCCUUAUGAAAAGAGAGUAAUGGAGUUGCUCAAGGUGUCAAAAGACAAGCGUGCUCUGAAAUUCUUGAAGAGACGUCUCGGCACACACAUCCGCGCCAAGAGGAAGCGUGAAGAGCUCAGCAACGUGCUGGUACAAAUGAGGAAGGCGGCCGCACACGCCCACCACGCGCAUUAAUAAUAUAAUAUUAUUAAGA